This is a messenger RNA of Cladocopium goreaui, 1381 nucleotides long. Lineage: Eukaryota; Dinophyceae; Suessiales; Symbiodiniaceae. The record is from the annotation of a GenBank genome assembly.
AUUGCAAGAAACUGCCAUGACAUCGCUGGAAGCAAUGGAUCAGGAGGAGAAUGAAAAAGUUGUGGAUAAGUUGAGCAAAAUGAAGCCCAAUGAGUGGUCGUCGGUACUGGAUGGUCUCUUUGAGGGCGUGUCUUUCAGGCCGGUGCAAGGGUCGGUGGAACCUUAUUCAGUGGAACCUUACACAGUAACAUCUCUUCUGGCAAAGAUGAGCGAUGAAGGUGCCAGCGAGCCCCGCAAAGACGCGGCAGGCCGCAGACGAAAGCAAGGCCUGGAGAAGCGGCCCACAGAGAAGCCACAAGAGGAUGAUCGGCCACUGGAGGACCUUUUGCGGGACCUUGGGGAGAUAGCCGACGGCCCAGGUCCGAAGCAAAAAAAGAAAGGCGCCAAAAAGGCGUUGCCUCCGAAGCAGGAAGCAGCAGCUGUGGAAGUGGUGGAAGUUGCGACUGCAGCCAAGAGAAGGGCUCGGGUUCGUGAAGUUCCUGAGGUGGCCGAGACGGUCGAUGCUGAUCCACACACCGAAGAAGAGGUCACUCCCGUGGCCAGUGAGGUGGCGGAAGAUGGCUGGCAACAGGUGCCAACGAAGCAAGCUCGGCGUGCUGCUCACAAGGCUGCCAAAGAAGAACGUGAGCAGCGAGAGCAGCGCGCUGCAGCAGCCCAGCGGGAGCAAGAGAGCGUCCAGCGUGAUGCUGUGAUGGCUAUGGAAACGGCCUCCAAGGAGUCCGAGAGUUGUAACUCUGAGAGUGGCUUUGCGCAGACUACGAAGAUGGUGGAUGCUCCCUCGGCCGAUGCUGAAACCACGGAGGCACCAUCGAGUGUGCGUUCAAAGCAGGCCGCCGACACAGAGGAGGCAGCCGUGGAGGCCGGUGAGACCGCCGCGCCAACGAAUGAAGACCGGCAGGUGAUAGCGUCAGCAACGUGCGGACGGCGCCGCUCGAGAUCGGAAGGGCCCCCACCACUGGACAAGGCCGAGCCCGAAGAGGUUCCAGAAGUGAACCAGGCUGCCUCCCCCAGUAGUUGGCAGGUCCAGCCUUCAGUGGGGACCUGGUUGCUUCCUUCCGACGGCCGCCAGGGCUCCCCGGUGGGACAACUGUGGCCAGCAACCCCGGAGUCGACCCCUCCGACCUCACCACGCAGAAUGAGCGGCAUGGCAGAGGUGGUUUGGAUGCCGAUCCCAGUGCAUCUGGCGGGGGAAGUGCAACAGCUGAUCAACGCCAGGAUGGUGCAGAUGACGUCCAGCUGUUGGUGACUUCAGGUGAGAUAUUUCAUAAGCUGUGCAGAUGUGAAGACGUUGCAGGAUUCGCCAAAGGAUUUACCAACCGGUCAGGGCCGAUCAGCUUUGGCUGUGUGGUCAUGGCAUUCAUGGCAUCACCCUGAAGUAACA